AUGGAAAGUCCUGGAUCAGACAAAUCGUCGAUUCUAACAUCGGACCCUCAUAUGCCUAAUCCUAGAGAGUCCUUCCCCGAGUCCACACGUCUCCCCCUUGAUCAGAUGCCCAAAACGAUAGAGGAUAGCAGUGAAGUUCAAGACAGUGGCAUUGGAGUCUCUCAGCUCUCUUCAUCCCUAUCGGGACUUCCUUCCUCUCGAAGGAGUCCUGAAUCGACAGGGGCCCACUUACCGAAUAACUUUUCCACCCCACUGAAUACUCGUGAUGCGGUAGUGCCAUUGGUAGUGCCGCAAGAGAGUAUUUCGAACGUUGCGGAGGCUACGAGUUUUGUCACCUCCACCUCAGCGUCCAUGUCAGCAUCUGAUUCUGUGCCAAACAAUACAAGAGGAGCAAGACGUCCCCAAAGGAAGGAUCGCAAAUGUCCCUAUUGCAAUAAGACCUUCGACCGACCAUCUCUUCUCCAUCGACACAUCCUCAGUCAUACUGGAGAGCGUCCUUUUCCUUGCCAAUACUGUAACAAGGCUUUUUCUACUCGUAGUGGUGUCAACACUCAUGAAAGAAUACACACUGGAGACAAACCUUACGUCUGCAGAACUUGUGGACGCCGAUUUGCUGCUGGUUCCAACUACAUCUUUCAUGUGUAUACACAUUCCAACGUCCGUCGCCAUCGUUGCGACAUGUGUUCCAAGGCGUUUGUAACGCCGGGAGAUCUGAAGAGACAUAAAUAUAGCCAUACGGGAGAUUGGCCAUUCAGAUGCAGUGAAUGCAACCGGGGUUUCGCAAUCGAACGUAGUCUCAACAAUCACAAAAUCAUCCAUGCUGGUGUUAAACCAUACGUCUGUUGUCUAUGCAAUAAGUCCUACACACAGGAAAGCUCCUUGAAAACACAUAUGCGCCUACAUCAACAAGAUCCCACAGACCUAACUAGUACACCAACAACUAGCAAUCGGGAAACCGCUUUUGCACUGCUUAAUCGUUUAAGUCAACACCCUAUCCGAACUCCAGCGACCACUUCAUCCGAGGUACUUAUACCAGAGGCUCCAAUCCAGAUGCCCAUUUUCCAUUUCCGAGAGUUUUUAACGCACCGCUUCCCCAUAUCACCUCAUCUAUUUACUGGACUCCAAGCGGGGGACAUAAACCCACAACCUGACUCUGAUAUUCAAAUGCAGAUACUUCAGCAGCAAUUAUCCCAUCUGCAUGUACACUCGGCAAAUGAAGCGCUAUCCACUAGCGAACGCAGCGCUUUCGUAGAUCUCCGACAGCAACGGGCACCUUCGAGUCCCCGCCAUCCACUGCUUCAUCCAUUGUCCAAUCUCUCAAACCAUCACCAUCGCCCACAGCGCCAAAGACCAAGGCCUGUGUCGCCGGAGCAGACCCAACCCAUUGAUCUCUCGAUAAAGAAAACCCGACGAUAA
This is a messenger RNA of Echinococcus granulosus, 1416 nucleotides long. RefSeq names its product Zinc finger protein 316. The coding region runs from base 1 to 1416 and encodes 471 amino acids. Lineage: Eukaryota; Metazoa; Platyhelminthes; Cestoda; Cyclophyllidea; Taeniidae. The transcript has 7 exons. Gene Ontology annotation, cellular component: nucleus. The record is from RefSeq and is a predicted model, not a curated record.